AUGCUCAAUAAUUUAACGCGUAAUGAAGUGAGUAUCAAUAGCAUUGUAUCACAACCCAGCACCUCAACUACGACAACUUUAGCAAUCAAUAAUCAACAACCAUCUGGUUUUAGAUACCAACCGAAUAAUACCGUACUUUCUACCUCCUUACCAUCCAAUAUAAGUCAGCACACCCAACCUCUUGAAUUCGUAUUAACUCCCUCUUCUCUAUCUACACCUUCUUUGCGCAGUAUCGAAAAGGACAUCGACCAAGUAAUUCAACACUGUAAUAGUUUAGCAGAUAAUAUGAACCAAAAGAAGAGCUCGAUGAUGGAUGAGAAUUAUUUCAGUAACCCGACCUCUAUGCGACCAUGGUUAGACGAUAUGAUUGGCAGAGCCAAUGAAGUGCUUAAUGCAUUACUUCGAUUGAGAAAACAUCAAUUGGCCGCUGAAUAUGCUGGAGUACAUAGAGUUUCAGAUCAGCAGCAUCUCCAACAGCAUCAGCAACGACGUGGUGCAGAGGGCGACGAAAGCUGGGAAACAUCACUGUCAUCUUCCAAACGACCUGUUUUUCAAAAUAGAUGCCAUAGUUGUCAUAUAAGCGAGACGCCGGAAUGGAGAAGGGGGCCUGACGGGGCCCGAACACUUUGCAAUGCAUGCGGUUUACAUUACGCGAAACUAGCAAAGAAAAAAGUAAAACAAGAUGUAGUGAAAAAGGAAGAAGAUAGAGAUGACACAAGUAUGAAGUAAUGUGUCCUUCGUAUUUUUCCCUCCCAUCUAUAUAAAAAUAUAUAUUCUAUACACAUCCCACCUAUAUUUCGAUUUUAUUCUUGUUUGUGUAACAUGAAGCCAGAGUUUAUGCUUGUCAGUCAUCAACCCUGAGCUAUUUAUAAAUUCCCACUAGCCAAUCAAAAGUCACUUUCAUAAAGAUUAAGUGGCUUUGUUUUUUCAUUUGUAAUUUUAGUUUAAAAAAAAGAGACAUUUUUAGUCAGAUCGCAUAACAUCAAACAUAGCACGCUGAUUAAAAGGUGUGAUAUGGUGACUCCAGCGUGAAUCGUCAUGUCACCCAGGAAAUACGAAAUAUUUCUAGGAUGGUUGAUCGUUUACAGAGUCUGGAAAGCUUUCAUCAUACAUUCCAUUGUCAGGAAGAUUUGUC
This is a messenger RNA of Mucor mucedo, 1135 nucleotides long. RefSeq lists its product as uncharacterized. Gene Ontology annotation, molecular function: sequence-specific DNA binding; zinc ion binding. The transcript is spliced from 7 exons. The record is from RefSeq and is a predicted model, not a curated record. Lineage: Eukaryota; Fungi; Mucoromycota; Mucoromycetes; Mucorales; Mucoraceae. Gene Ontology annotation, biological process: regulation of DNA-templated transcription. The coding region runs from base 1 to 729 and encodes 242 amino acids.